UCACUGCAGCCAUUUUGGCGUCGUCCCAGGCCCGCGGGUUCCAAACCGAAACAGGAAGUGGGCUCGGAACCCUCGAAACCAGGCACAAGGGCUACCUUUCGCGCGCUCUAGCAACCCACCACUUGUGGGUCCCUCUGCCCCGGUCCUGCGUGUUACCGGACUCUCGCCCCUCCUCCCGCCCGGCGAACCCGUGAGAUCAUGUCGAACAUGGAGAAACACUUAUUUAACAUGAAGUUUGCUGCAAAAGAACUUAAUAGGAAUGCCAAGAGGUGUGAUAAGGAAGAAAAAGCUGAAAAGGCCAAGAUAAAAAAGGCCAUUCAGAAGGGCAAUACUGAAGUUGCAAGAAUACAUGCAGAAAAUGCAAUCCGUCAGAAAAACCAAGCAAUCAAUUUCUUGAGAAUGAGUGCUAGGGUUGAUGCUGUGGCAGCCAGAGUUCAAACUGCAGUAACCAUGGGCAAGGUGACAAAAUCCAUGGCAGGUGUUGUUAAAUCUAUGGAUGCUACAUUGAGGAGUAUGAACCUUGAGAAGAUUUCUGCCUUAAUGGACAAAUUUGAGCAUCAGUUUGAAACAUUGGAUGUUCAAACACAACAAAUGGAAGAUACAAUGAGUAGCACUACAACCCUAACAACACCACAGAACCAAGUGGAUAUGCUGCUGCAAGAAAUGGCAGAUGAAGCUGGGCUUGAUCUCAAUAUGGAGCUCCCCCAGGGUCAAACAGGCUCAGUUGGUGCAAGUGUUGCUUCUACAGAGCAGGAUGAACUGUCACAGAGGCUUGCUCGUCUUCGUGAUCAAGUGUAACUUAAGUGACUGGUGCUUCUGUUUCUUCCAUGUGUUUCUGAAACAUCAUUUGUGUGUGUUGACAUAGAUAAAUUACACUCCAGUUACAAAAAUACCAUACAUGCCGGAAUGUUUGAACAUUAUUUAUACAUGAUGUGUUCUUUUGCCUUGUGUAUUUCACAGUACAUUAAGAAAUUCCAAGGAAUUUCCACAUUGGAAGAUUUUAUAGUUCUGUAUAUUAUGUGUAAAAGUGUCAGGGUCAUAUUUUUGUAGAUGUCUUUAACAAAGCCAGCAUUAGUUUUAUAUAUAUUAUGCAUAUUCCUCAAACAUUAGAACAAACAUCUAGCAUGGAAGUACUACUUAAGUAAAGUAAU
Psammomys obesus (fat sand rat) is the source of this 1151-nucleotide messenger RNA. Its product is annotated as charged multivesicular body protein 1B2. The transcript has 8 exons. Lineage: Eukaryota; Metazoa; Chordata; Mammalia; Rodentia; Muridae. Bases 199 to 798 code for a protein of 199 amino acids. Gene Ontology annotation, cellular component: multivesicular body; ESCRT III complex. Gene Ontology annotation, biological process: protein transport; late endosome to vacuole transport; endosome transport via multivesicular body sorting pathway. The record is from RefSeq and is a predicted model, not a curated record.